Messenger RNA from Musa acuminata AAA Group (dessert banana), 2569 nucleotides. RefSeq names its product serine/threonine-protein kinase TOUSLED. Gene Ontology annotation, biological process: chromosome segregation; peptidyl-serine phosphorylation; intracellular signal transduction. NCBI's taxonomy places the organism in Eukaryota, Viridiplantae, Streptophyta, Magnoliopsida, Zingiberales, Musaceae. The coding region runs from base 491 to 2422 and encodes 643 amino acids. The record is from RefSeq and is a predicted model, not a curated record. Gene Ontology annotation, cellular component: nucleus. Gene Ontology annotation, molecular function: protein serine/threonine kinase activity; ATP binding. The transcript is spliced from 16 exons.
CGUCCUGAAGACCCCGAAAGCCCUUCCCGCUCCCUCGUCUCUCCACCGCCAUUUCCGUUUCGCCCAACGCAAGGCGAAUCCCGGCGCAUGCUACUAGCGGCGACGCGUUCUAAGGGUCUUCUUGGGCGGCCGCUGGGGUUCCGAAGCUUCCCUCUCCCACAUUCUCCCGCCCUCCAAGAACCCUGACGUAGUUAUGCACAUCCUCAGGGUCUUUUAGGGCUAGGGUUGGGGUUUCGGAGCUUUCGUCUCGCUACUUUUCCAUCGGACAUUUCGUAAUCCUUCUCUUUUCUUGAUUGAGUUACUUGAGGGUGACGAUCGGCGUUAGGAUUCUCACGGUUCGUAGGUCUGUUUCGUGAUCGCCUUUCGGUCACUGGUUCUGGUUUUCUUGGUGCGGUCCACCAUGUCCGAUGACAUAGCCUUGUAACUGCCUUCGAAUUCGCGUUCCUCCAAUCCGCCCCUCCCGACGAAGCUAGCCAAGUUGGAGGCUCGCAUGGCUGGGAAGAGCACUUCUUCGCUUACAGUUCAAACAGCACGGCCGCCUGCACCUCCACCUCCGACGAGGUUCCCAGAACAAGAGGAAUUGCUGGACUCAUCAUCUGAUGACGAUAAUGGUGGCAAGUUCUUGAUACGACACAACACUCAGAAACGGCAGAAACUUCAAGAGGAUGACGAUGAUAUUGAUUUUGAGAAAUCUGAGGAAACAACAAAAGGAAGGUUACAACCAUCGGAGAAUUUCGAGAUCAGACGAAAUUUGGAUGACUCAAAGAAGAAAAAACAGGGUCGUGGUAGAGGUCGUCCAUCAGCAGGCAGGGGUCGUGGUUCAAAAACAGUUGAUCAAAUGCAUUCAGUCUCAACUCCCUCCAAGUGUUCCUCAAAUGGGCAGCUAGAGAACCCCUCAUACAAGGAAAACUGGUCAAAAAUGUCACUUGGAAAUGAUGAGAGUGUUGCUUUGGAGGAGGAUAUAUCUGUAUUACAUGUCAAAGUUGCCACCUUGGAGGAAGAGUUAAAUAAGUCACGCCAAGAAGCAUCUGACUAUCUUUGUCUUUCUCAGCAGUUGGAAAAGGAACUAAAAGAGCUCAAAGAUCAUGGCCAAAAGAUGGAGACAAAGUGGAUUAAGGUGCUAUCCGAUCUACAGAUAGCAGUCUCGAAAGCAGAGAGGCAAAAAUCAAGGAUGAAGAUACAACAAGAAUCUCUUAGGCUUGGAAAUAUUGGUGUUAUCAGAACUGGAACCAUUAUCUCUGAGGCAUGGGAGGAUGGUCAAGCACUGAAGGUUGUUAAUUCUCAUCUUAGAUCUUUACUAGAGACGAAAGAAUCCAUUGAGAGGUACCGGAAAUUACUUAAGAAACGACAAUCUGACAAGGGUGAUGGCAGUGACAUGGAAACUACCAUGUCAGAUGAAGAUUUCCAAAUACAAGAAGAGAUUUGUAAAUCACGUCUGGCAAGCAUCAAACGUGAGGAAGAAACUUAUCUGAAAGAGAAGGAUCGUUAUGAGCUGGAAAAGGCACGGCUCAUAUGUGAAAUGAAGCGGAUACGAGAUGAGGAUGAUUCACGCUUUAACAAUUUCCCAAUUGUUAACAAACGAUAUGCUUUCCUCAACCUUCUUGGGAAAGGAGGGUUUAGCGAGGUCUACAAGGCAUUUGAUCUGGUGGAGCAUAGAUAUGUUGCAUGUAAGGUUCAUAGUUUGAAUCAUCAGUGGAGAGGAGAGAGGAGGCAAAGCUACAUAUGCCACGUAGUUCAUGAAUACAACAUACAUAAGACUUUGGUGCAUCCUCAUAUUGUGCGGCUAUGGGAUGUCUUUGAGAUUGACCACGACAGUUUCUGCACUGUCUUAGAAUAUUGCAGUGGGAAAGAUCUGGAUGCUGUCCUUAAGAGAACACCAACACUUCCUGAGAGGGAAGCUAGAGUUAUAAUCGUUCAAAUAUUUCAUGGGCUUAUCUACUUGAAUAAAGGGCCUCUAAGAAUAAUCCAUUAUGACUUGAAGCCUGGUAAUGUUCUCUUUGAUGAGGUUGGUGUAGCAAAAGUCACUGAUUUUGGCCUAAGCAAAAUAGUGGAAGAUGAUGCUGGAUCUCAGGGUAUGGAACUUACUUCCCAAGGAGCUGGAACAUACUGGUACUUGCCUCCAGAAUGCUUCGAGAUUAGCAAAACACCACUAAUAUCAUCAAAGGUUGAUGUUUGGUCAGCUGGUGUAAUCUUUUACCAAAUGCUUUAUGGUAGACGGCCCUUCGGACAUGAGCAGACCCAGGAGAAAAUUCUUCGUGAAGACACCAUAAUCAAUGCACGAAAAGUUGAAUUUCCUACCAAGCCAUCUGUUUCAAGUGAAGCAAAGGAACUGAUUCGCCGGUGCCUGACAUAUAAUCAAGCAGCAAGACCUGAUGUUCUAACCAUUGCUCAGGAUCCGUACCUAUCCUGUUCCAAGAGAUAGAAAUAUGUAUAUUUGCUAGUCAGAGAGAUGAUAUUGUAUUUAUUGUUGUAAAGCUAUCUUCCCAUCUUUGCUUCUCUGUUGUGUAAAUGUUGUGAAAACCUUUUUUGAUUCAACCUCAUGAAUCACAUUUUUCAAUAGAGAGACUAA